This is a messenger RNA of Psilocybe cubensis, 303 nucleotides long. RefSeq lists its product as uncharacterized. The transcript is spliced from 2 exons. Bases 1 to 303 code for a protein of 100 amino acids. The record is from RefSeq and is a predicted model, not a curated record. NCBI's taxonomy places the organism in Eukaryota, Fungi, Basidiomycota, Agaricomycetes, Agaricales, Agrocybaceae.
AUGGCUUCCGCGUUAUCCCCCCGUUUCCAACAAGUCUUUCCGCCUCCCAUGGACGAUGUGUACAUGGAUCAGAUGGAUCUGAAAACCCUCUACCGUUUCUCUUGGACUUGCAAGGAGCUAAACGACCGCGUUUCAGGCUAUAUGUGCCGCGCCUUCCGUCCCAAAAAUUUAUUUGCUCCUAUCUUCAAACCCAAUGAACAUUUGCUGUUUCGUCUUCUCCAGUUCAAGACUGGCCUGGUUAUUUCAGGUUCCACCGUUUUGCAUUUUACUUGUUUUAGUGGUCCAACGCAAAGCGUGGCAUGA